AUGGGUUCCGAGCAAGAGAAGGGUUACGAGAGCCGCACCGGCCAGAGCGAGAUACCCGUCCUCAAGGACGACAUCCCCAUCGAGAACACCGAAUACAACGACCGCGAGGCCGCAGACUCCGACAGGCAACUCGAGCGUGACGAGAAGGAUGCCAUUGACGAAGGCAACAUCCUGAACGAGCGCACACGUGGCGCCACGAAGGAGUCUGGCACCUACACUGAGCCUGGUGAUGAUGAGGGUCUUGAGGCUGCUCUUCAAGACAACGACGGUACAUCUUCCGGCCGUCAGUGA
Molecule: messenger RNA, 291 nt
Organism: Boeremia exigua
Lineage: Eukaryota; Fungi; Ascomycota; Dothideomycetes; Pleosporales; Didymellaceae
Exons: 3
Coding region: 1-291 (96 amino acids)
Source: RefSeq, a predicted model, not a curated record